AUGUCUUUGCAGGCAACUCCCGGCGGCACCGUCGUCACCCCAAUUAUCAACACGCCUGGAGGCUCGAAUGGCUCUCCCAGCGGCCAAGUGGGCUUGUUCGGGUCGAGUGCGCCCACUGGAGCGCUCGGCGUCGCAAAGGCCAUGUCACCAUUCACCUCACCCAUGCAGCCCAGUCCAGGUUCGCCCAGGCAUCACCCGUCUGGCAGCAUGGAUGUCGAAUCUCUGAUUCGUUCACAUGGUGGCGACGUGCGGCGGACACUAGACGCAAUCGUGAACGACCGCAACAGCCUACAAGCACAGAACACGCAACUGUGGAAGUUGAUUGAGAAACAACGUGCACAGUGUGCGCAUCUCGCAGCUGACAACGACCGGCUGCGCGCCGACCGCGAGCGCGCAAAUGGCCGGCUAGUGUCGGCAGGGCUGGAACCAGUCACCGCACCCAAUCGACGGGUACCCCAUAGUGCCAGUGCUAUGGCUCUGGGCUCGGGGUCACACGAGUCUGGGCGCCGACUGAACGUCGACGGCGAUGACAAGGCGUCGACCGGGUCCGCAGCUGCCGCCAUCCCGAAUCGUUCGGCGUCAGAAACGUCGACUCCAGGCGAGCCUAUCUCCAGCAACCCACCUUCAGGAAUGCCGCCAUCCAGCGCCAGUGAGAACAGUGGUCUUGUUGCGCAUGCGCAGACAACACUGCUGCCGUCACUGAUGCCCGAGAAGAGGUUACGUCACGAGAGUCGAAUGACGUUUCCCCCCGAGGUCGCGUCCUUUAUGGCAUUGGCCGACCAGAAGGACCAGCAGCUCAGCAACUCCUUCAUUCCAGAGAACGCGGUUGUGGGCUCAGACGUCCCAACUGGUUACACAACUUCUCCAGGCGAGAGCGCGCGCGCAUCGCCAAUCGCUGAGCUGUCCGAGGAGCUCACGAGCACCUCGCCACGACCAUCUCAAGAUACUGUUACGUCCCGUCCACCCAUGUCGCCCGCCACCGACGCACGACCAUCGAUUGAAUCCACGACCCUCAUCACUCCUCCCGCAGCCCAGCAGAUUCCCGACCACAUGGUCCUCACCCCAGCGCUCCUUCCGCAUGCCCGGCUCUCCAUCCCCCACUCGUCCGUUUACCCCAACCAAAGCGGGCGCGACGUGCUCUGCUUUAUCGUCCAAGUGCAGGUCCGUCCACCGAACUCGACCCAACCACUACAGUGGACCGUCGGCAAGACCUUUUCAGCCUUUAUGGAACUCGACCAGCGCACACAGGAACGGUCUGGCAAGAACCGAAAAGACUGGAAACGUAUGGUCGCGCCAUUGCCGGAGGGCAAGGCUUGGAAGGACUUUGCGCCCAGCAAGAUUGAUCAGCGCAAGGUCGCAUUGGAGCACUACCUGGAGUCGCUCCUCGUCGCGCCCGUGAGCGACAAGUCGGAUCUCUGCAACUUCUUGUCCACCGACGUGGUGCAGACCAAGUUGAACCAGCAACGCAAGGAAGGUUACCUUACCAAGAAGGGCAAAAACUUUGGCGGUUGGAAAACGCGCUACUUCAUCCUGGACGGCCCUGUCAUGAAGUAUUACGAGUCUCGUGGUGGCACUUAUUUGGGUACGAUUACCAUCACCGGCGCUCAAAUCGGGCGCCAGAACCGCGCUCCCGACUCGAGUGACGAGCGCAACUUCCGCCAUGCUUUCCUUAUCAUCGAGGCAUCGUCCAGAAGGGACCAGAACCGUCACGUCCUGUGCGCCGGCAGCGACAUGGAGCGCGACAGCUGGAUCGAGAUGCUCGUUCGUCAGGUCGAGCCUGAGCCCCCGGCACCCGCACCCGUACCCGCACCCGCACCUGCACCCGCACCGGUUGUGCAAUCCCCGCCGCCUCAAAACGCUAGCGGCCCACCUAACGCCAUGUCCGCUCAACUAGGCCACCAACGCCGACGGAGUGCGAUCCGCAAGUCGAGCAAGGACGUCGUCGUCACUUCGGCUAAGCCCAUGUCUCAGAUGCCAGACGCCAACGCAAAGUUCAUCUCGGGCGCACCGCUGCCGAGCGUCAUCAACCUCAUGGAGUCGCAGCGCAGCCUCCACACAACUGCUGGCCAGACGCCCAGCCGAGAGCCCUCUUCCAGUAGCGCUGGAGGUCCAGGCCAUCCCCUGACUACUGUUACGAGUGGUUCGGGCAUGAACAGUGCCGACAUUAAAAGCCAAUUGUCCAGCCCCAUCGACGGACCGACCCCUAAACCUACCAAACGCCAGAGUGCCAUGCCCGUUCGACAGUCGUUCUCCCCAGCCUACCUCUCCAAGCUAUCCAACGACGGCAUCAGCUCAGUGCCAGGAUACCCUGUGGACCGUGACCGCGACCGCAAGGCCAAGUCGGGUCGCUUCUGGGGCUUCGGCAAGGCGCCACCCGAGAAGGGCGCAGCCACUCGACCCGUCUUUGGGAUCCCGCUUCCAGACUCGCUUGCCAUUGCCUCUGUCGCUGGCCUCCCAGCCAUUGUCUUCCGGUGUAUCGAAUACCUCGAAUCCAAGCAGGCCGACCAAGAAGAGGGUAUCUACCGCCUCAGUGGCAGUAGUGCAGUCAUCAAGGGCCUCAAGGAAAGGUUCAACCACGAGGGCGAUGUCAACCUUCUCCAGAUGGACGAACGCUGGGACCCACAUGCCAUCGCCGGUCUCCUCAAGACGUACCUGCGCGAACUUCCUACUAGUCUCCUUACUAGGGAGCUGCACAUCCGAUUCCUUGCUGUCAUUGACCUUGUCGAUUCGUCGGCCCGCGUUGCCGAGCUGUCGCGCCUUGUCGCAGAGCUCCCGCCAGCCAAUUACACCCUCUUACGCGCGUUCACCGCACACCUAAUCCUGAUUGUGCGCAACUCGUCCGUUAACAAGAUGACGCUGCGAAACAUUGGUAUCGUCUUCUCGCCCACUCUUGGUAUUCCCGCCGGGAUCUUUUACGAGCUCGUCAGCCGCUUCGGCGCCAUCUUCGACGACGAAGGUGUCGACGAGCUCCCGCUUGAUGAGAUUACGGCUACGCCCGCGGCUGGUCUCCAGGUGCCAGGCGAGGUUGCCUCACCAGGCGGCGCUGGAAGCCCGGACGACGCGACCUCGGCAGCACGGAACAAGCGCAACUCGAUGCUUUACCAUGCCGGCGGUGCCGACACCAUGUUAGGUCUCGCUGGACGAGCGCUUGAGCCCUCCAACGAAGACUCGACCUCGGAGCUGAGCUUGGACGACAUUGAGAGCGAGCACAUGAGCCAGAGCGCCCAGUCGAGCGAUAACCUGUCCCUCGCCCCUUCGGCUACAGCGUCAACCUCGGCGGCGAGCGGUCAGCAGCAGCGAUAUGGCUCCGCAGGACACCAUGACGAUGUCGAGGCACUCAUGAGCAAUAACGGCAACCACGCGGGCGAACGAUCAUGA
Molecule: messenger RNA, 3378 nt
Organism: Apiotrichum porosum
Lineage: Eukaryota; Fungi; Basidiomycota; Tremellomycetes; Trichosporonales; Trichosporonaceae
Exons: 2
Coding region: 1-3378 (1125 amino acids)
Biological process (GO): signal transduction; regulation of GTPase activity
Cellular component (GO): cytoplasm
Molecular function (GO): phosphatidylinositol binding
Source: RefSeq, a predicted model, not a curated record